AUGGAGAAGCUUUUCGCGCCGCCUCUCAACUAUUACGAGCAGGAGAUCGCCCUAGGUACGGCACAAGGCACUCAGCUGUAUAAUCCCAAGGCAAUCUACGGGAGGGAAGAAAGGUUCGAGAUCCGUCGCAUGGCGAACAGUAUGGAUUUUUGCAGGGAAAAAUACAUCGAAGGUGAAUCGGGCGCACGGCGACUACGAGUCCUCGCGCGGCGAAACAUCAGAAAGCGCUGGAAGAAGAUGGGCGUAUGGAAUUCUGCUUGGGGAAUUCCUUGCCGGGAGCCACCAGAGCCCAACGACUCGACUUUUUAUUGGAGAUGGGAGUGGCAGCACGGCGAGUUUGCCGCCGAAGCAACAUCCCUCUCCUCCCCAGCGGCAAAAACACACCCCAUCGCCAGUGCUCUUCUUUCACGCCAAGGGCUUCGAUUUGGAGAAUGCCAGUACCGGCCUCCCCUUUCUCACCCGACUGAGCAAACAUCGCCCAGCGAGGCAAUGUCUUUCAUCGCAUCUCGACCGUGCCCUCGAUUCCUGGCAAAAGAACCAGAUGCCAUGCCGCCCAAAGCUCUAACCGAGACCGGGGACCCAUCUUACACGAAGAGAAGUCGCCUUUCCGAAAAGAUCAGCGCCGUCGAGCCUUCGUCCAGCAUGAACAAGCCUCGAACCAAGACCGACACACCAUCAACUAAGCCAAGGGGCCGGCCUCCCAAGACCACCACCUUGCCCCAGUCUCCAUCUAGUAUACCUGAUGGCACUGCCCCCUCCAAGAAAGCCCAGGUUAAGCGAAGAGGACGGUCCCCAAAGGCGACGAGACUGACUAGAUCCCCACCCAAUAUACCCGAGCCUGUUCCCCUCCCGACAAAAACACAAGCCAAGCCAAAAGGUCGGCCUCCCAAGGCGGCCAGCCAGGCUCAGCCCCGGCCAGGCGCACACAAGACUGCAACCAAGACCGAGACAUCAGCGAUCAAGAGGAGUGGCCACCCUCCUAAUACGGCCGGCUGGACCCAGCGUCCAUCGGGGAUAUCUAAACCCAUAGCCAGAUCUAAAAAGAGCCAGGCCAAGUCGAAGGAGGGUCCUCUACCAGCCUUGCUGAUGGAAGACAAGCAGCCCCCGGGCAAGACGGCAGACCGAAAAACUGCGCGAGCAAUAGACAAGCCCGGAGAUGUCGUCCAGACAAAGAACACACCACCCGAGAAGGAGAACAGGCCAUCCCUGAAGCCGACAGUGGGAGCAGCCCCGCCCAAGAAGCGAAAAAGAGAUCAACACAAGAAGUCUGAUACACAAGGGCCUUUGGAUACCAUUGUGGUUCAGUUAAAUGAUUCAAUUGAGGCCCUGGGCAGGGACCAGACCGCACCCUUGGUUGGGUCUCGGCGAAGCGAGCGUAUAAAGGACCGGGAGAAGAAGAAACAAAGAACAGGCUGA
Molecule: messenger RNA, 1416 nt
Organism: Clonostachys byssicola
Lineage: Eukaryota; Fungi; Ascomycota; Sordariomycetes; Hypocreales; Bionectriaceae
Source: the annotation of a GenBank genome assembly